GUGGUGUUCAAGCGCUCGAGAGCCUGAGACGCAAGCCGGUCAGAGCGUGGCACCGGGCCCUGGCUGGUGGCUACCGCUAGCGCUUUGGCUUCGCACACGGCAGCGCAACGAUCAGCACGAAAUUGCACGUUACAACCUCCGACUGGAGUGCUUGGGCCUGCUUGGGCCCCCCUGACCAUGAUCAGCAACACGACACGGCUCCGCGAAGCCCGUACUUUUUCAUACCGUGCGCCACUCUAAUCCCGGCCCACAAAUACCCCCGCAGAAGCCUUCCCGGGAUCGAGCCCGUGUCUCAACGAAUUCUUUGAGCCUGGAGGCGGAUCCUCGCCUCUCUUUUUCUCUGUCUGUCUGUUCCUUCCUUCACUGGACGGGGACCCUUUGCUUGUCUAAGGCGAGCAGACCGGCGCAUACAUAGGAGAUAAGGCUACAAGUACACCAUGGCCGCACCGGUACCCGCUGCCGACUUCAACCCCGUCGCGCCGUUCGACGAUCGACCGCCCACGAGCCGGAAGGCGUCACAGUCGACGCUGGACGAGAAGCUCUCCCGCGCCGAGUCUGGAGAUGUCGGGCUUGAGGUGGUGAAGUAUGACUCGGGGGUGGAUGUCGCUGUGGGGCUGGCGGCGGGGCAUGUGGAAGACGCGCCUGUGGGGAGGGAGGAGAGCAGAAGGAUGAGGGCAAAGCUGGAUUGGCGUCUUCUACCGUUGCUGUUCCUGAUAUACACCGUACAAUACAUCGACAAGGCCACUCUGAAUUCAUCCUUCGUCCUCGGCAUCGCGAAGGAUGCCAAGCUUACGACCGACGAGUUCAAUACCCUCGGCAGUGCGUUCUACAUCGGUUACCUCGUCUUCCAAUACCCGCAGAACCUCGCGCUGCAGCGAUUCCCUGUGGCUAAAUGGAUGACAUUCAACCUUUUCUUGUGGUCGUUGUUCCUCGGACUCCACUGUGUAUGCAAGAACUUCGGCGGCCUUUUCGUCCUUCGCUUCCUCCUCGGUGCAGCUGAGGGCUGCACAACUGCCGGGCUGAUGCUCAUCACCUCCAUGUUCUACACCCGCACCGAGAUCGGCGAGCGCAUCGGCUGGACGUUCCAAUGUAAUGGUGUCGGCACGAUCGUCGGUGGUUUCCUCGCCUUCGGCGUCGCCCACGUCCAGCCGACCGCGAAGCCCAACCCGUGGCAGGCGCUGUACGUCAUCACAUGUCUGAUGACCCUCGUCGUGUGCGGGCUGUUCGCGUGGCUGAUGCCGGACAACCCGACCACGGCGCGGUUCCUCCGUCCGGAGGAGAAGGUCGUUGCGGUGCGGAGGGUGAAGGACAACCAGAACGGGAUCGAAACGAAGAAGUGGAAGAGGGAGCAGUUUAUCGAGUGCUUGAAGGACUAUAAGACAUGGCUGUUCUUCUUCUGGGCUGCCAUCGCAAACCUGCAGAACGGUCUGGGCACAGAAGCGUCUCGCGUCAUCAAGCUAUUCGGAUUCACGACGCUGCAGACGACUCUCCUCAACAUUCCGACUGGCUUUGCCCAAAUUCUUGGCAUCACCCUCGGAUGCUGGAUGCUUCGCAUGUGGCCCAACUCUCGCGCCUUCAUCCACAACAUCUUCUGGAUCCCUUCCAUCCUGUCCGCCUUUCUCCUAAUCUUCCUCCCUUACUCGAACAAAAUCGGGCAUAUAUGCGCCAUCUAUCUCCUCAGCUUCGGUGGCGCACCGGGUUUCGUCAUGAUGCUCUCUUGGGUGACGAGUGCCACGGCCGGACACACGAAGAAGCUCGCCACCAACGGCAUCUUCCUCAUCGGCUACGCGCUCGGCCAGAUCCUCUGCACCCAGUUUUGGAAGGACAAAUACGCGCCGAAGUUCGUCGUUCCCUGGAUCAUCUGCCUCUGCACGUACGCGGCGGAUAUCGCCAUCGUCUGCGCGCUCUGGUAUCUGCUCAGGAAUGAGAACGCGCGUCGGGAUGCCCUCGCGGCGCAGUCCGGUGGCAAAGCGGCAGACGGCGAGUUCCAGGAGUACGGGUACGUGGUCAGCGUCGACGAGAAGGGGCACGAAGUAAAGACCAAGGUGGAGAAGGGCCUAUUGGAUCUCACCGACCGGCAAAACCUCGCUUUCCGCUACGUGCUCUAGAGGGUGUAUGUUGGAUUAUGUUCGCUGUUUGUUUUGUUUUGGAAUUCCUUGCUAUCCAGAUAAUGUGGGAGCAUUGUUCCCUGCUCAUCAACUAAUGGUGGUCCUCCCACCACAUGAAUAUUACUCGUAUUGCUCGUAUAUUAAGCAGA
Punctularia strigosozonata HHB-11173 SS5 is the source of this 2257-nucleotide messenger RNA. RefSeq names its product MFS general substrate transporter. Bases 438 to 2108 code for a protein of 556 amino acids. Gene Ontology annotation, cellular component: membrane. The transcript has 12 exons. Gene Ontology annotation, biological process: transmembrane transport. NCBI's taxonomy places the organism in Eukaryota, Fungi, Basidiomycota, Agaricomycetes, Corticiales, Punctulariaceae. The record is from RefSeq and is a predicted model, not a curated record. Gene Ontology annotation, molecular function: transmembrane transporter activity.